CCUGAGUGAAGCCUCCAGUCGUCCAAACGCACCGUUCUCUUCCAUGCGCCCGUUAAACUCUCCGCGUGAACAUCCCAAAUCUGCCGAUCUUACUAUUAAAAUUUUUUUUAUUUAUUUAAAAAUUUUCCCGAAAAUUGCAAAAUUGAGAAAAGUGUUGUGAUAAAUUAGGAUUUUUUUUAAGAAAGGGUUGUCGGAAAAAAAAAAUUUUAAAAAUGCACGUGUAGAGGAAGGAAAGAAGGAUUGAAAAAAAAUUAAUAUAAAAUUUUGAAAGCAAUACAGUGAAUAAAAAUCUAAAUUUUUUGAUUGGCUCGACGAUAUGGAGUUAAUUAAGUGAAAGAUUAAGUGGUUAAAAAUGAGGAGGAAUUUUAUAAAUAGUAGUUAAAUCAAUUAGUGUUUCUGUUUUUAAUGGAUCUAAUCAAUAAAACGGUGCAGCGAUAAAUAUGUGUUGCGUAUUUUCCAACUUUCAAAACAUUCCACCGGUAGAAUAAUUAUUUACUCGAGUCCUUUGUGCGCGGACGUUCUUGUUCGUUAAUUAUUUUAAUUAUUGUUUGUUUUUUUUUGCUUGUGGAACGGGAUAAUACCAACAAAAUUGUUUGAUGAAAUCAUUAAUUGAUUGUGAUUGUGAUGUAAGAGAUGCGUCGCGGUGACAUCGCGGUGAUCGCGAUUGCCCUUUUAAUUAUUGGGCUUGCUCAGGGCCCGGAUCAGACCAGAGUAGUUGGUGCGGUUGUCGUCGGGGCUGCGGUCUGUGGUCGCAUCCCAGGACUCGCGAAAAGCCAGCGCGAGCAGUGCAGAAAAAUGCCACAUGUGAUGCCCGCCGUUGGGGAAGGUGCUGAACUUGGGUUACGCGAAUGUCGGUACCAGUUUCGACACCACAGGUGGAAUUGUACUCAUGUUGUCAAUGACAGAAUUUUUGGGCAUGUCGUUGUUGUCGGAAGCAGAGAAGCCGCAUUUACCUACGCGAUAAGCUCCGCAGGCGUGACUUACGCAGUUACUGCGGCUUGUAGCCGCGGAAACAUCACGGCUUGCGGCUGCGAGCCUACUGUAAGGACUAGAAAAGCGUCUCCACCUAGCGGAUGGGAGUGGGGCGGCUGUUCUGCGGACGUAACUUACGGCAUGAGGUUCGCGCGUAGGUUCCUCGACGCUCGGGAGGUGGAAGGCGAUGCAAGGAGUCUGAUGAAUCUGCAUAACAACAAGGCCGGAAGAAAGAUCGUUAAGGCCAUGCUGCAAACGGAAUGCAAAUGUCACGGGGUGUCGGGUUCCUGCACGGUUAGGACUUGCUGGCGAACUUUGCCUAACUUCAGACAAAUUGGGGACGCUUUGAUGAAGAAAUACUACCGAGCUAGGCCUGUCAUGGCUAUCACCCCUCCAUCGGCCCCUACUUUGACAAUUCAGAACUCGGAUUAUCUGGAUCAAUCAUCGAUAGAAGUGGUCCCUAUUAUGGGGAACGAGGCAAAGUCCCACGGGAAGCCUAACGAGAUUAGCUCCAAUGGCAGGACAGAUCGAAGGUCUUUGAAGAAAUCCGGAAACGGAAAACGAGCGCAUCUAAUUCUAAAACGGACAAAAGUUAACAGCGGACCUGGGAUCAGCCAAAAGAGGAUUCCCAAAAGAAGUGAGCUCGUCUUUCUUCAGCCCUCGCCCAAUUAUUGCGAGCCGGACUUAACUCAAGGAAGUCUCGGCACCCAGGGGAGAUCUUGCAAUCGAACUAGCAAAGGGACAGAUGGAUGCGAUUUAAUGUGCUGUGGCCGAGGAUACAACACCCACCAGUACACAAAAACCUGGCAGUGCAGAUGCAAGUUCCACUGGUGCUGUCGCGUCUUUUGCGACACCUGUACAGAGCGUACCGAGGAGUACACUUGCAAAUAAUCCACCCUAGCUUUCAUAAUUAUAUAUGUAACCUAGAAAAUUAUCGGCGAUAAUUUUCUCAUGACACGGCUGUACAAUAAUUGCGUUUAAUAUAAUCUUUAUAUUUUAUUCCUGGUAAUAAUUAUUAUUACUAUUUUUUCUAUGUACCUAUAGUUUUAAUUCGUAAAUUAAUGCAACUGUACUUAUUAAUAUUAUUUUAUUAUUUAUUAAUGCAUAUAAUUUAAAUUAUACUCGGCUAUGUAAUGUGUAAUUGUAUUUCUCAGAAAUAAAUCACUUUUGUAUGACAAUCCCUGUGAUUUUCUAAUUGUGUUUUGUGUUUUGUAAAGUGGGUCUCCACUUAAGCUAAUCCUAUUUGCUGGGUUUACUAGUAUAAGUAAUUUUUUUUUUAUUUUACUUUCAAGGAAUUCAGCCGGGCGAGGGUUGUAUUCUUAUCUGGGGUUAUUUUGUUAAUCUGUUAUUAUUAUUUAGGUAAACAGUGUUUCUUUUUAAAAUUUGUACUUAUAAGUAUAGUUUUAGUAUUUAUAUUAUUUUUAGUUUUUAAAACGUGAGUAAAUAUUUUUAAAUUUUUGAGGAAAUAUUUUUCUCUGGGAUUUU
Molecule: messenger RNA, 2457 nt
Organism: Cotesia glomerata
Lineage: Eukaryota; Metazoa; Arthropoda; Insecta; Hymenoptera; Braconidae
Product: protein Wnt-7b-like
Exons: 8
Coding region: 634-1863 (409 amino acids)
Biological process (GO): cell fate commitment; multicellular organism development; neuron differentiation
Cellular component (GO): extracellular region
Molecular function (GO): frizzled binding; cytokine activity
Source: RefSeq, a predicted model, not a curated record